Molecule: messenger RNA, 2068 nt
Organism: Cladophialophora immunda
Lineage: Eukaryota; Fungi; Ascomycota; Eurotiomycetes; Chaetothyriales; Herpotrichiellaceae
Exons: 2
Coding region: 73-1638 (521 amino acids)
Biological process (GO): protein import into mitochondrial matrix
Cellular component (GO): mitochondrial inner membrane
Molecular function (GO): protein-folding chaperone binding
Source: RefSeq, a predicted model, not a curated record
GCUUGCUGAACUCUUUUCUUUCAGUGCUCUGCUCGUUUCUUUAUUCCUGCUUGCAGAUAACCGCUCCGUAGCAUGACUGUACUGCGUCGCGCACCUGUUCUUGGUGUCCGUCAUUAUGUGACAGCCACCAGUCAACUUGCCACGCUCCGAACGUCGGCGCAGUAUGGGAGGACAGCAGUCUACAGAAGAUUACUCCAGUCAGGACAACACUCAAAAUCUCUCAAUCCCUCAUUACACCUGACCCCGUUCUCCCCCAGACUCAUCCUUUCGAACCAGACCCUCCUUCGAUCUCUCCAUACAUCCGGAACUCGGUCCCAACAAACCCAGUCUAAAGAAGACCCAAAACAGGAAGUCCGAGAUCCGCCACGGGACGACAAACCAGAAAAAGAAGCAAGUGAGGAAAAAGAGGGAAAGGAUCAGAAGGAGGAAAAAUCAGAGAAGGGAGAAAAGGAAGGGAAAGAGUCCCCUCCACCUCCACCACCUCACGGCGACAAAACUCCCUGGCAAGUUUUUGUCGACACCCUCCGAACAGAAUUCAAGGCGUCCAAAGAGUGGAAUGAAUCCACAAAACAACUCUCGGGCUCCGUCCAGCAGUUUACCGAAUCCGAUGCUGUAAGAAGGGCGCGAGAGGCCUCCGAGGCCGCAUCCAAGGGCACAUCGCAAGCGUUGAAGAGCACAGCCAGCGCCAUCGGCCAGGGUGCGGCAUGGGCUUGGGAAACGCCUGUCGUACAGGGUGUGCGAAAAGGAGUCAACGCCACCGGUCGUGGGAUUGAAAAAGCCACUCGGCCAAUUCGGGAAACAAAGGCGUUCAAGGACGUCUCGGAAGCAGUUGAUGAUGGGAGCAGCUCCAGAUAUGGUGGCUGGAUCGAGAAGGAGGAGCGAAGAAAAAGGGAAGAAGCCCGAAGAUUGAAAGAAGCACAAUCGCCCAACAAAAAGGACGAACCCAUGGUUGAAGAUCCAAACGCCGGAACCAAUAUUACCGUCCACAAAGACUCAGCAUGGCGAGAGCAAUGGAACAGUUUCAAAGAGAACUCCAAGCUAAUGCAGAGUCUAUUCAACAUGAAAACGACAUAUGAAGAAUCCGAGAACCCCCUGAUCUCAACAGCGCGCUCCAUCUCCGACCGAGUGGCCGGGUUUUUUGCAGAGAAUGAGACGGCCAUGGUCAUCAAGAAAUUCCGCGAAAUGGACCCCUCUUUCCAGUUGGAGCCCUUCCUGCGGGAUAUGCGAGAAUACAUUUUGCCAGAGGUGCUCGACGCUUACGUUAAGGGCGACGUCGAAACUUUGAAAUUGUGGCUCUCAGCGGCACAGUUCCAAGUCUAUUCAGCUCUGAUGGAACAGUACACCAAGGCGGGUUUGAAAUCGGACGGACGGAUUCUAGACAUCAGACAUGUCGACAUCCUGAAUGCUCGAUUACUGGAGCCUGGCGAUAUCCCCGUCUUCAUCAUCACGUGUCGGACGCAAGAAGUCCACGUUUAUCGCAACGCAAAGACGAAUGAAUUGGCGGCAGGGAUGGAAGACAAGGUGCAGCUGGUAACAUACGCCAUUGGGGUGACGAGAAUACCAGAAGAAGUCAACAAUCCCGAGACGAGAGGGUGGAGGAUGAUUGAAUUGCAGAAGGCGGCCAGAGAUUACAUCUGAUCUCUCUGGCGCAAAAGGUUGCAGCCGAGAGUGUCGAUACUUCCGCAUUUAGCGAGCAUUCUUUGGCAACACUGGUGGAUUCUACGCUCUCAUAUGUGUCGGUUGUCAGGAUCAACUCAGCUCGGUCCUGAUGUGUGUGCUUUUAGAUCAACAUUCUUGUUCCAACUGAUGGCUGUUGGAGAGGGGGUUCCAAAGCAAUGUACUUUUAUCCCUUUGACGAGCAUGGGUCCUGUCAUUGAUGACCCCCACGAAGGAGGCCGGAAAGGGGGCAAAACUGGAUAGCCAUGGAUAAGGCUGCUAACUUGACCAGCCACGUUUGCCUCUUUGGGGGGGUGGAUGGAAGGGGCUUCCAAAAAAUACAAAAUAAUUCUUCGCUCGGGAAAAGUAUAUGUACUUGUAUGCAGAUGCAGGGCCAAUUGACCACAGGCGA